Messenger RNA from Penicillium paradoxum, 1620 nucleotides. Its product is annotated as putative MFS sugar transporter protein. The transcript is spliced from 2 exons. Gene Ontology annotation, biological process: transmembrane transport; carbohydrate transport. Bases 1 to 1620 code for a protein of 539 amino acids. Gene Ontology annotation, molecular function: carbohydrate:proton symporter activity. The record is from RefSeq and is a predicted model, not a curated record. Gene Ontology annotation, cellular component: membrane. Lineage: Eukaryota; Fungi; Ascomycota; Eurotiomycetes; Eurotiales; Aspergillaceae.
AUGAAGAAGUCUGAUACUGCUUAUGUGGAUGGAGAGGUGGACAAGGGUGGUGUUGAGAGCCAUGUUGAGGAGGUUGCUUUGGCACGGUUGACAGAAGAGGAUGUCUGGAAGCUAUCCCGGGAUUCUCUGACGGUCUGGUCCUGGACUGGAGUCCGACUAGGCCUGAUCAUGUUUGUUCAUGGCUGCAAUCAAGCUGGCUUUGGAAUCGACUGGGGUGUCAUCAGUGGCAUCAAUGCUAUGCCUUCAUGGCAUACCUACCUCGGUUUCGACACCAGUGGUGGCACAUACGGGUUGAUCAAUGCUCUGAUGCAAAUUGGUACUGUCUGUGGAGCAGUCUUCAUGGGUCUUGCAGAUGUGAUCGGUCGUCGCGGAAUCAAUUUCGCCGGUAACGCCAUUGUCAUUUUCGCUUCUCUUCUACAAGGUCUCGCAACGAAUCUGCCGAUGUUCAUGGCUGGUCGAUUCUUCAUGGGCUUUGGCACGGCUCUCAUGUCGAGCUCUCAGUACAUUGGUGAAAUCUCGCCUAUUCAUCUCCGUGGCCGCAUGGUUGGCUUUUUCGGUGCUUGCUUCCAAGUGGGUAGUCUUGUCAUGCUCGGUGCCAUGAUUGGCCUGACUGACUUACCUGGCAACCUGUGCUGGCGUCUUUCCCUAAUUCUUGAGUGUGUGUUCCCUGUUAUCGUCUGCCUGGGAAUCUAUACUCUCACUCCCGAAUCGCCCCGUUACUAUGUUUUAAAAGGUAACCGGCAAAAGGCCAAGGAGGUUAUCGCCAAGUACCACACCACCAGUACAGAUAUCAAUGAGCCCAUUGUCGAGACCGUGGUGAGGCAGAUUGAGGAGUCUCUCGAGGCAGAUAAGAGUGGUUACAGAGCUGCCUGGGAUUAUCGUGCCUUCUUCACGAAGACAGCCCGCUUCCGCCUAUUUAUUUUGGUUUUGUACUCGUUCUUCCAGCAAUGGAAUGGAGGUGGCAUCAUCACGUAUUAUUUGGUUCCUUCAUUACAGCAACUCAACAUUGAUGACUCUAAGCAACAACUCGGCAUCAACAUUGGCACCACUGGAGUCUACUUCGUCUUUACGGCAGUUGGCUCGCUUCUGGUUGACAAAUUGAACAGACGAACUUUGAUUUUCGUGGGCCUCAUCAGCAUGAUCAUCUUCCAAGUAGCCACAACCAUCACUGCAUGGCAGUACAGCCUCCACGCUACCAGUGCUGUCGCAGCACUCACACUUCUUUGGAUCUUCCUCUACCAAACCUUCUCGGCAACGUUCGUUGCGACCAUGCACAAUUUGUAUCCUAUCGAAAUUCUUUCCCUGCCACUUCGUGCUAAGGGAAUGGGUCUCUACGGUCUCAUUCAAGGCGGUGCUGGAGCCGCGCAGAGUUACGGAAUCGGAGUUGGUAUCGCAAAGGUCGGCUAUAAAAUUUGGGUGGUAUACAUUGUGUACAACUCGAUUCAGCUCGUUCUAUCUUAUUUCUUCUUCCCAGAGACCAGUAACCUCUCUCUGGAGGAGAUCAAUACGGUGUUCGAAACCCCCGGCGUUCACCCGGUGAAGAUGUCCAAGGACAUUCAGAAGGCCAAGAAGGAGCGUGCAGCGGCGAGCCGCGAUCAUGAGGGUAAUGCUGGAUAUUGA